This is a messenger RNA of Papilio machaon (common yellow swallowtail), 777 nucleotides long. RefSeq lists its product as uncharacterized. The record is from RefSeq and is a predicted model, not a curated record. NCBI's taxonomy places the organism in Eukaryota, Metazoa, Arthropoda, Insecta, Lepidoptera, Papilionidae. Gene Ontology annotation, molecular function: nucleic acid binding; RNA-DNA hybrid ribonuclease activity. The transcript has 2 exons. The coding region runs from base 1 to 777 and encodes 258 amino acids.
AUGUAUUAUUAUUCCGUGUAUCAAAUAUUGCCGGACGCAGGUGUAUGUCAACCAACCCGCACUACUAUCCUGCGCGGCUUCGACUGCACGGCGGUGCUCAGCGACUCUCGCUCCUCGCUCGAUUUGGUCCGGAACCCGGACACGCGCCAUCCCCUCGCUACCCAUAUUCGUCAGAACAUAAGGGAGUUAGAGGGGAAUGGUAAAACCCUCCGGCUCUUCUGGGUGAGAGCUCACGUGGGGGUCCCCGGAAAUGAGCGUGCCGACGAGCUGGCGAGGUUGGCAGCGGCCCAAACUAAAGUUGCCCCGGCGUACGAUAAAUGCCCGCUAUCUUACGUCAAGAGACGAAUAAGGGAGGCCGUAGUUAAAAAAUGGAACGAUAGAUACACCAAUGGGGCCACAGCGUCGGUCACAAAAAUGUUCUUUCCCGAUAUUGCCGGCGCACAUAAAAUUAUAAAGACUCUGGAAAACAAACCAGCAUGGGCACAGAUAUUGACUGGUCACGGAGGAUUCGCCGCGUACCUUCAUAAAUAUAAACUGAAAGACGACUCGGCAUGCGCGUGCGAUUCGGCGGUCCCGGAGACGGUGCAGCACCUCCUUCUGGAGUGUCCGAUGCACGACCGCGACAGAUGUGACCUGGAACUAAGAACAGGAUUUAAAGUAAAUGAAAAAACGAUAUCGGAAAUAAUAUCCAGACCAGACUCCAGGCCACAUCUGGAGCGAUUCUGCUUAUCGAUAUUGAAGGCUGCAAAGAAGAGAAACGGAAGCAGAAUAAACUAA